GUGGCACUCAGGGACUUGGGACAGAAGGUGAUUAUCGGGAAUGCGGAGGCCCAGGGCUGGGGACUUCUUCAGCUGGUAGCUCACUACACGUUGCCACGGUUCUAAGAUACAAAGCCCCCCACGGACCUCCAGGGACUCGGAUUUUCCACAAAUCUCAAAGAUGGGCAUAAUGCCCAUCUUUUCCCUCCUGUUGCUACUCUGGGGGGGCCUGGCCCCGAAGCAGACCUGGGCAGGCUUCCACUCCUUGAAGUACUUGGACACCGCGGUGUCCCGGCCCGGCCGCGCGGACACACGCUUCAUCACCAUUGGCUACGUGGACGACACCCCGUUCGCGCGCUACGACAGCGAAGCCCCCAGCCCGAAGAUGGAGCCGCGGGCGCCGUGGGUGGAGCCGGCGGGGACCCAGCAUUGGGAGCAGCAGACGCAGUACUGCAAAGCCAAUGCGCAGACCUUCCGGAUUCAGCUGCGGACCCUGCUGGGCUACUACAACCAGAGCGGGGACGGCUCUCACACCUACCAGAGGAUCUGCGGCUGCGACGUGGGACCCGACGGACGCUUCCUUCGCGGGUACCGAACCGAUGCCUACGAUGGCGAGGAUUUCAUCUCUUUGAACGAAGACCUGAACACCUGGACCGCUUCGGACACCGUGGCUCAGAUCACCCGGCGCAAGUGGGAGGCAACAGGUGAAGCAGAACAAGAGAGAGCCUACCUGGAGAAGGAGUGCGUGAAGAGGCUCCUGAGAUACCUGGAGAAUGGGAAGGAGGCGCUAAAGCGCGCAGAUCCCCCAGAGACAAAUGUGACACACCACCCCACCUCUGACCAUGAGGUUACCCUGAAAUGCUGGGCUCGGGGCUUCUACCCCGCGGAGAUCACUCUGAUCUGGCAACGGGAUGGGGAAGACCAGACCCAGGAAAUGGAGCUUGUGGAGACCAGACCUGCAGGAGAUGGAACCUUCCAGAAGUGGGCAGCUAUCGUGGUGCCUUCUGGGGAGGAGCAGAGAUACACAUGCCAUGUGCAGCAUGAGGGGCUGCCUGAGCCCCUCAGCCUGACAUGGGAACUACCUCCUAGUACAAAUUCCCCAUCACAGAAAUUGUCCUUGUCUUGGUUCUCUUUGGAUGUGUGGUGGCUGCUGCAGUGUGGAGGAAGAAAGCAGGUGCUAACAGUGUCCAGGACUCUGCUGCAUUUCUCAUGGGAAGGAGUAUUAAAGAGCUGCCUGUGUGGGACUGACACAAGAUUAGUGCAUGUCUCCCUGGUGAUGUGAAGAUUACUGGAUUCUUUUUCUGCAAAGAUGUCUGCAUUCCUGUAGGCAUAGUGUGAAGAAGUGGGGAGGCCAGGCCCCCCUUCCUACCAGGGCACUGUCCCCAUACUGACCUGCCUUCUCCACAAACUUCUGUUCCUCAUAGCUUUAUGGUACAUUGGGCUAUAACAUCUGACUCUACACUAAAAGUAAGAAUCUAAAUGUA
This is a messenger RNA of Dipodomys ordii (Ord's kangaroo rat), 1463 nucleotides long. Its product is annotated as HLA class I histocompatibility antigen, B-27 alpha chain-like. Lineage: Eukaryota; Metazoa; Chordata; Mammalia; Rodentia; Heteromyidae. Gene Ontology annotation, molecular function: peptide antigen binding; signaling receptor binding. Gene Ontology annotation, cellular component: external side of plasma membrane. Gene Ontology annotation, biological process: antigen processing and presentation of endogenous peptide antigen via MHC class Ib; immune response; antigen processing and presentation of endogenous peptide antigen via MHC class I via ER pathway, TAP-independent. The record is from RefSeq and is a predicted model, not a curated record.